Molecule: messenger RNA, 2759 nt
Organism: Hydractinia symbiolongicarpus
Lineage: Eukaryota; Metazoa; Cnidaria; Hydrozoa; Anthoathecata; Hydractiniidae
Exons: 7
Coding region: 42-2426 (794 amino acids)
Biological process (GO): protein phosphorylation
Molecular function (GO): protein kinase activity; ATP binding
Source: RefSeq, a predicted model, not a curated record
GUUACUUUAUUCUGUUGUAUAGCAUUCUUCAGUAAACAAAUAUGAAUAAAUACAAGAAAAUGGAGAUUCUUGGUUCCGGUUCAUUCGGCAUAGCUUGGCUGGUAAAAAAUAAUAAACGUGAGAAGUGUGUUAUAAAAGAAGUUUCAAUGCCAGUAUUAAAAGUAAAGGAUAAAGAAGCAGCAAUUAACGAAGUGAAAAUCUUGUCUACGUUGCGUCAUAAAAACAUAGUAAGGUAUAAAGAAGCAUUCAUUCACGAAAAGAAUCUGUGCAUUUGUAUGGAGUAUGCAGAUGAUGGUGACUUAGCUUCAAAGAUUAAGCAACAGGCUGGAAAGCUGUUUCUUGAGUUGAAGGUGAUUGAUUGGUUUGUUCAAAUCUUGAUCGCUGUUAAGUACAUCCAUGGCCUUCACAUCCUACACCGAGAUUUAAAAUCUCAAAACAUCUUUCUUACGUCGUCUGGUUUAGUGAAAGUUGGAGACUUUGGUAUAUCACGUUUUCUCGAUUCUGGCUUGCAACAAGCUCGCACAGCGAUUGGAACGCCUUAUUAUCUGUCGCCAGAAAUCUGUCAACAAAAACCUUACAAUCACAAGAGUGACAUGUGGAGUUUAGGUGUGCUACUGUAUGAACUAGCUACGUUAAAACAUCCCUUCAUGGCUGAUGAUUUUUCCUGUCUUGUCGUUAAAAUCAUUAAAGGAAAGUAUAAGCCUUUGUCGAAUGUGUACGGCCCACUCGUUCAGGAUUUGGUUUUAGUAUUGCUUCAAGUACGCCCUGAAGACCGCCCAUCCGCCGCGCAGUUGUUAAAAGUACCUUUGCUGCAACCACACGUCAAAAGUUAUCUAAUGAAGGUGAAACAUAAAGAAGAACCGGUUAUCUUCGACUCGGGUAUAUUUCUGAACAGUGAUGAAGAGAAAGGAAGGCGUAAAAGUAGUCCCGAAACAUCUUACACUGAAUCCGAUAAAAGCGGGGAAUCGAAGUCGGGUAAGAAUGGAGAAAUAGAACGCUCGUCGCCUCUAAAUGACUCUAGUAAAAAUAAGAAGAGAUUGUCUAACAGCUCCGACAAUUCUACAAGUGGCAGUUCGUUUGAGAAAUCUGCUCUGUGCAGCAACAACAAAGCUAAACUGGUUAAAGAGGCAAGGCAUUUGAACAUCUGGAAAAACAAGUUAAAAUCACCCACCCAGUCAAUUGACGCCCGAACGGAAGAGACGAGAGAAGGAGUAACACCUCCCAAGAACAAGCCUUCCAAGGUUAACUUCAUAGAACGAAAUAAAUGUCUCGCUGCUACACCAGCAGGCGGUAGAAUGACGCAGACUAGAUUGACGCGAGUGAGACGAUUAAACACCACUCCUUCCUCGUCUCCCAAUAACGCCGGAAACCAGACUACCAAUCGAUACAAUCUACGAUCAAAGGCCAAGUCUAAUGAGCAACGAAUACCUCUGUUGGCGGCAAGAAUGAAACAAUUGUCUGAAAAUACGACCGUUUCUGGUGAAGUUAAAGCAGAAAGUGCUUCAAUUACUACUCUCGAGCCACCUCCAACGGCAGCCCUUGACCCAAACAUUAAAUUUCCGAAUGUUCGCAAGCGCGCUUCUAGUUUGAUGAAUGCAGUCGCAAGAAGUCAAAUUGUUCCGUGUAAACUGUCGCGACGAACGAUGAGUUGUAACAAUCAGUUACCGCUGAUACCGUCGGCUGAAGAAACCUUGGUGAACACUGCUAGUCAGACACAAAGAAGACGACGCUCUGUGGAUGUCCCCAAUUCUAAGCGAAAUGUAAUCGCCAGACCGUCGAUUCUAAGGAGCCGGACAGACUUAGCAAGAAAUGAAGCGCCGGAGAAAACCACGAUUAAGAGAAAGUACCGUAGGUCUUCGGUGGGUCUCCCUUCACAAUGUAACGUGCCAAAGCACGUUCAAACGAAGAUAGCAGGUCGUUUACGUGCAGCCAGUGUUGCGUGUGAUAAUCUACAACUUAAAAGUCCGGAAGAAAAGAAGGAGAGUGAAGAUGAACAGUUCACGUUCGAAGUUUCUACAGCUCCCCUACAUAGCACCAUGAUUGAUUAUGAUAGUAACGUUGAUGGAAUAUCUAAUAUAAUACCGAACGGGAUCAAAGUGGAGUCAGAUAACGAACAGAACACGACAAAGGGGAUGUCUAAAACUUUAAAAGAAGACACCAUUCUUCGGCGACCGUUAAAUAAAAAGCACGCUAGUACGUACACUGUUAUUCAACCUCUCAAUAAAGGUGUACUGCGUUCUCAUCUUUGCAAAAAAAUCGGGGCCGAGAAACUAGAAUCGUCAAUGGAAUUGGCUCGCAAAAUCAAACUUUCUGCGAACGAUGUUGACGUUUUGAAACGAGUUAGCGAGGCACUUGGUAAUGAACAUCGAGACAUGUUGCCAUCUCUUUUCGAAUUGGCACACUUUGAGAGGGACCAGAUGAAUUGAUUUUUUUUAUAUGAAAUGAAGUUUUUUUUUAUAGCGUAUUUAUUUUUAUUGAUUUCGUUUAUCGUUAGUAGUUUAUAAGUAAGUCUUUCAUGUAUGCUGACGUACAACAAAUAAGUGCGUUUCGAAACUUUAAACGAAGCUGGGCAAUGUAAACAUUCACCUACGACACGCGAAUGACUCCCUCCCUCAUACGAUUUACGCCCUUCCCCCGCGAAACUGAAAAUUGAUUACCUUUCCCAAAUGAAAUUGCAAGCAAUUCCGUAAAGCUGGCUUUCGAUGAUAGGUUGUUUUUGUAGUAUUUUACCAGUGGGGUGCAGGAUAACUGAGACAACA